Molecule: messenger RNA, 3200 nt
Organism: Haliotis rufescens (red abalone)
Lineage: Eukaryota; Metazoa; Mollusca; Gastropoda; Lepetellida; Haliotidae
Exons: 2
Coding region: 179-1789 (536 amino acids)
Source: RefSeq, a predicted model, not a curated record
UUACGGAAAGGGGCGAGUGGUGACUAAUGAUCACGACCAGACGUCAUCGCGAUAUAUUCCGAGGACGUUUCGCAUAUCGAGUAACGCCCUCGCAAUAUCGAAUGUACACGAGUAUAAAAUUCAACAACGACCAAUAAUCUCUGGAUCAAAUUUCAGUCCACGUAACAUCACAUAUAACAUGACGUCCUCUUUCAUGUUUUGCACGUGUGACACGGACGAGUUUUUAAUAGAGACACGUCGACAUCACGUGGCAGUGCAGUUGGUGUCGGCAGUCGAGGAAGGUCUCUCAGUCACAAUGGUGACCAAACAGUCACUCCUAUUCGCCUUGCUGUGUGCCGGAUGUCUCGCAACCUCUCAUACCUUUGACAUCUUUGACGAGAAGACGAAUCUUGUAAGCCUCAUCCGGGCCUCGGCCUCCCUGGACUCGGAUGUGGAAACGGUUGGUUAUGGAAAUGGGACCGUAUACGUCCGCUUCCCGGGGAAACCGAUGCAGAAGAUCUUCUAUUUCGAAGGGUUCAACAUCGCCAGAAAGAAAAGAACGGAGAAGGGAUUCAAUUCAAUGUCCCGAGAGGUGUUUGUGUACCGCGACCUUGACACUGCUGAGAUACUGAGCGUCUGGAUGAAUCCGUUCACGAUGACAGCCAAUGAAGUGUUCAAUGUAGCUAACGAUCCCAUUGAUGCGGAACAGAACUUUGGCGGUACCAGACAAACCAUCCUCAUCCCUCCUGAACUUGUCAGUUUCAAUGAGGAUAUUUUCAUCCAGUUUCCAAAUGUCCUCGACCCGAAGAAUUAUCCUAAAUUUUCAUCGGGGCCAAUCUACCAGGGGGAUGAACUAUUUGAGUACUACACAAACCUGACCGAGUUGGCCUCAACAAACGCAUCCUCGAUCAAAAUGAUGGGUUCGUGGUUCAGAAGAGGAGAGUUUUUGCCUUGGAUGGAGAUGGGGGACACUCCCGGGUGGUUGUACUAUCAUCAGGCCUUCUGGAAGCUUGUCCACGGCUUUGACGACGUGGCCCCGGACCUGGCGAAAUACGUGGAAGACAAUUACCCACAGUACAUGCAUGCCCCUACUACAUUCACCAACAAAAUGGUGACGAGUUGGGAUGUGUUCAAGAAGGCGAUUGACGCACGUCGAGCGAGGGGGGACCCCGACAUCAUCAUCCCGCAAGUGAACAUACAGUCAAACCUGGAGUCAAAGUCCAACUCCCUGGACUCCAACAUCGUGCGAGCUGCCCUGCAACGUGGGCAUUUCAGAGUCUACUUCAACGGCAGCGUGUUCUCCGAGAUCACUGGAAACGGAUCUGUGCAUUUGUUUAACUUCGAUGGACAUGUUCAGCUGAAAGUUUUAGGCCUUGGAGUGGAUUCUUACAAGGUCCACGUUGAGAUCAGCGGCCUGUAUUACGAUCCUAUUACUGGAAAGGUUCUGGACUACUUCGUUAACCCAAUCGUUGGCAAGACUCAGAAAGUUGAAAAUUUCUUUUACAGCGCGAUAGCAGAAAUACCAAUGUCUUCAGUGUUCUCGUACCCCCUCCCAGGGAUGGAUCUGCAAACGGUGCUGUUUCACGAAUCUCACAGUGUGGUGUUCCCGGACACUCGACCAGAGGACUGGGCCAUGAAUAUGGUCAGUAUGUUUGUUGAAGAUGCUGAGCUGGAGCAGGAGUCCCCUUAUUUCUAUGGGACGUGGGUUCGGUUCAGCAGCUGGCUGCCCUGGUUCCAGAUGGACAGCAUCCCCGGGGACAUGGUAUGGAGGGUGAACUUCUACAAGACAGAAGAUGACCCCACCGUGUAGGAUAGGCUUAUGGGUAUACCAGGACAAGGUGUGGAGGGUGGAUUUGUACAUGACUAGAUGACCCCAUCGUGUAGGAUAGUUUUGUGGGUACACCAGGAGGUUGUGAAGGGUGUACUUGUACAAGGCUGUAGAUGACACCAUCGUGUAGGAUAGUUUUGUGGGUACACCAGGAGGUUGUGAAGGGUGUACUUGUACAAGGCUGUACAUGACCCCAUCGUGUAGGAUAGUUUUGUGGGUACACCAGGAGGUUGUGAAGGGUGUACUUGUACAAGGCUGUAGAUGACACCAUCGUGUAGGAUAGUUUUGUGGGUACACCAGGAGGUUGUGAAGGGUGUACUUGUACAAGGCUGUAGAUGACACCAUCGUGUAGGAUAGUUUUGUGGGUACACCAGGAGGUUGUGAAGGGUGUACUUGUACAAGGCUGUAGAUGACACCAUCGUGUAGGAUAGUUUUGAGGGUACACCAGGAGGUUGUGAAGGGUGUACUUGUACAAGGCUGUACAUGACCCCAUCGUGUAGGAUAGUUUUGUGGGUACACCAGGAGGUUGUGAAGUGUGUACUUGUACAAGGCUGUAGAUGACAACAUCGUGUAGGAUAGUUUUGUGGGUACCCCAGGACAAGAUGUGGAGGGUGUAUUUGUAUAUGACUAGAUGACCCCAUCGUGUAGGAUAGGCUUAUGGGUACACCAGGAGGUUGUGAAGGGUGUACUUGAACAAGACUGUAGAUGACCCCAUCGUGUAGGAUAGUUUUGUGGGUACACCAGGAGGCUAUGAAGGGUGUACUUGUACAAGACUAGAUGACCCCAUCGUGUAGGAUAGUUUUGUGGGUACACCAGGAAGUUAUGAAGGGUGUACUUGUAUAAGACUAGACGACCCCAUCGUGUAGGAUAGUUUUGUGGGUACACCAGGAAGAGGUUGUGAAGGGUGUACUUGUACAAGACUGUAGAUGACCCCAUCGUGUAGGAUAGUUUUGUGGGUACACCAGGAAAUGGUUGUGAAGGGCUGACUUCUUCAAGGUAGAAGAUGUUCCCACCAUGUUGGACAGACGGGGCAAAAUGUAUGAGUACAAAGGACGCCGUCACUUUCUGACCCUUCACGAGUUCCAUAGGUAUGACGUUUGCCAAUAACACAAACCAGCUGGACAAGUUUUGGAGACGCAGGGUCCAUUCACUAGUCAACUUGAACCCGUCUAUCUCUAAUAUUGUGGGUUGAUAAGCAGGAAUACUGAGGGUGGUGUGAGAUGAGUGACCAUGUUCUUAUAUUCAAAUUAAAUACUAACCACUUUUGGUAUAUUAAUUAAAUCCACCACCUACACAUUCACAUCAGGAAUUGUUCGUAAGUCCAGUUUUUGUACUUCUAUAUAGCCAGAUAUGCACAAAUAAAAACGCAUACACGAUAAUAACAUUGGACAAA